Messenger RNA from Colletotrichum destructivum, 4095 nucleotides. Its product is annotated as Putative BRCT domain, FCP1 domain, HAD superfamily, BRCT domain superfamily, CTD phosphatase Fcp1. Gene Ontology annotation, molecular function: RNA polymerase II CTD heptapeptide repeat phosphatase activity. The transcript has 2 exons. Bases 1224 to 3752 code for a protein of 842 amino acids. Gene Ontology annotation, cellular component: nucleus. NCBI's taxonomy places the organism in Eukaryota, Fungi, Ascomycota, Sordariomycetes, Glomerellales, Glomerellaceae. The record is from RefSeq and is a predicted model, not a curated record.
ACCGACUCGGCUGCCACCGGUUGACAGACUCGUCUUUUAUUUUUUCCCCCUUGUACCUCAACCGCCAGGGACUUGUACCCUUUUCGCUCUUCAGGAAUUUAGCAUUGCGAUCACGAAGACAAUCACACCACCACUUCGACACGACAACUACGACAUCCAUAUUCGUACAAAAACAGCGAAAACGAAAAGGGAUCAAACACACAUACUCAUUCACUCACUCCUGCCACUAAAAUUUAGAUAACCACAUAUUUCUACCCACCACCAAAGUCUGUUUUUGCAUUCUAUACACGCCUUCAGUACUCUGUACAGCACGACAACAGACGCGACUUGUCCCAAGAUACUACCUACCAGGCGGGGUACUUCGUUUUGCCGCAACAGGUACUUGCACAAAAUACGGAUACCUAAGGUAGGUAUCAUACCUUAGGUACGGAUACUUAGGUACCCUUUCCCUCCAACGGACUUGACUCCACACUUCACCGCCCUGCCGCCCACCGGAACAACAUAGCCCCCGUAACGCCGACCGAUCGCCCCACACGGAGCUCCUCGGUGGACCGUGCUCCCACAGCAUCCGACCCCACUCCGUCUCGCCUGGGUCCCCCCCGGUUGGCGCUGCCCUGCCGUGCUUUGCCUCGCCUUCCGUUUGCGACGUGCGUCGGUUCUUCGGUCCAGACCUGCACCAGACCUGGACCUCAGGGCGCCUCGCCUCUCCACCCCAUUAGAAGUUCCCCGAGCUCCAAAACCUCCUCCGCCCCCAAAAACAAAAACGCCCCCAAGCCGACUCUCGACCUUCAACCACACCCAAAGCCGCAUCGCAUCAUAGGUAUCGCAUCGCAUCGCAUCGCAUCAAGUUCAACUUAACUCAAUUCAGCUCCACUCAACGCAGCUCAACCCCAACCGCUCCAACGCACGCGGCUCAUACCAGCAGUUACAAUAACAAGACGGCACGAGGUUCAUACUGCCAUCUUCAUUGCUAUUUCUACCGUUUCCUGCUAUCCCAGCCCUUCCGCCCGGCGUGCAUCACGUCACCACAGAGUCAAUCGCGCUGAGGAGGACCACCUGCGGAUAAAACGCCUCCCCGUCUCGCUCCCCAAGCAUUCCGUCUGCUCCUGUCGCUUCGGGGCAAUGGGAUUGGCCACCGCACCGGCACCUUCUCUGAUCGUUUCUGGGGGAGUCUCACUAGACUUUUAGACUGUCCCUCCAGUAGUAAGUAGCCUGCCGUCAUCAUGGGCAAGCUACUCUCACUCGGCCCGAGGCUGCAUUACCCGAUUACCAUCACGAAGCUACUCAAGAGCCCCGGCGAAGCCAUCAAGAAUCAGGAGAGCAUCCUGGAAUACUCGUACAAGUCAAUGCGCGAGUUUGGCGAUCCCAUCGCCGGCGACACUUGGCAAGAGGAGGUGACGACCAUUGCUGGCUGGGAUAGCCCUGCCGAAGGCACCCUCAAGGAAUGGCGUCUCAAGGAGGGCACGACCAUCACGCGCGACGCGCCCUGCAUGAUGGUUGACGAGGCCUGCUCCCACGAGGUCCAGUUCCAGGGCUUGUGCGCUAUCUGCGGCAAGGACAUGACCGAGGUCAACUGGGCCAGCGACCAACGCGAUACCCAGCGCGCCACCAUCAACAUGACCCACGACCAGACCGGCCUCAUGGUCAGCGGCGACCUGGCAGCGCGCGCCGAGCACGAAACCCAGAAGCGUCUCCUGCGCCAGCGCAAGCUGAGCCUUGUCGUCGAUCUCGACCAGACCAUCAUACACGCCUGCAUCGAGCCCACCGUCGGCGAGUGGAUGGAGGACCCGUCGAAUCCCAACUACGAGGCUGUCAAGGAUGUCAAGAAGUUCCAGCUCAACGACGAGGGCCCCAGGGGAAUGGUCACCUCGGGGUGCUGGUACUACAUCAAGAUGCGACCCGGCCUUGCCGAGUUCCUUGAAAGGGUGGCCGAGCUGUACGAGCUCCACGUCUACACCAUGGGAACCCGCGCGUACGCGCUCAACAUCGCCAAGAUCGUCGACCCCCAGCAGAAGCUGUUUGGCAACCGCGUCAUCAGCCGCGACGAGAACGGCAGCAUGAUCUCCAAGAGCCUCCAGCGCCUGUUCCCUGUCAACACCAACAUGGUCGUCAUCAUCGACGACAGGGCCGACGUCUGGCCGAGCAACCGACCCAACCUCAUCAAGGUUGUGCCGUACGACUUCUUCAAGGGCAUCGGCGACAUCAACUCGAGCUUCCUCCCCAAACGACAAGACAUCCUUCCCGCGCCAUCCGACUCGGAAUCGAAGCCCGCGCCGGAAGCCCCCAGUGAAGCACCCAAAUCCGCCGAGGCCAAGUCGGAGGAGACACAGCAGAACGGCAAGGUGUCGGCCCUGGACGAGCUCGUCAAGAUGAGCAGCGGCGACGACAAGGUGCUGCAGGCGGCGCAGACUGGCGAGCAGGAGAAGCUGCUGGAGCAACAGAUCAAGGAGAGGCCCCUGCUCCACAUGCAGGAGGAGCUGGACAAGCAAGACGAGCAAAAGGAAAAGGAAACCCUGGACACCGAAGACGGCCCGCACAUCAUGACCGUACAACACCGAUCUCAGGUUCUCCGCGACAAUGACACGGAGCUGACCUACCUGCAACAACAUCUUACCGAGCUACACCAGAAGUUCUACGAGGAGUACGACGAGAAGCGCGCCUCUGCGCCUGCUCAAUCCGCUCCGCGCAGAAGACCCGCCGACGAGAACAUCGACCUUGACGCGGUUCCGGACGUUGGUUUUGUCCUCGACACGAUGAAGGCCUCAACCCUCCAAGGCACCACCAUCGUGCUGUCUGGCCUCGUCCCUCUCGGCGUGGACGUGCUGCAGUCCGAAAUCGGCAUCCAGGCCAUGAGUUUCGGAGCCCAAAUAUCCACCCGAGUGUCAAAGAACGUAACGCACCUCGUCAUAUCGACGUCGCGACCGCGGACGCAAAAGGUCAGACAGGCGGCCAAAAUCCCAAGCAUCAAGAUUGUUAGCCAGAACUGGCUGUCGGAUUGCUUAAGCAAAUGGGAGCACGUCGACGAGACACCUUAUCUGGUUGAGGUACACCCGGCAGACCGACGUUACCACGCCGCCGCCGCCGCCGCCGCCUCCGAGACGACAGAUGCCGACACGGUGUCGGAUGUCGAUGGCGAUGAUCUGUCGAGGCCGCACCUGACCAUUAUUGACGAGACGGGCGAGCAUCGUAUCCUCGAAGAAGACGACGACGCGUCGGAUGAAGACGACGGCGACCAGGACGGGGAUGACGAUAACCUGAUGCCUGAUUUCGAGGAUGGCCAGACCAGCCCGAUAGACGACCUGAAGACGUUCGACUGGGAGGGUGUCGACGACGAGAUGAAGGAGUUUCUCGGAAGCGACGAUGGCAUUUCGGACACGGACUCGGAGAGCCGCAGCGGAGACACGGAAGCUGGUGAUGAGCCGCCGUCGUCGUCUCAAGAAUCGGUCACGGGUGGCGGAACCAAGAGGAAGGCCAUGGACGACGACACGGCUUCCGACGAAGGCGGAAGUGCGCUCUCGAAGAAGCAACGCGUGGCCAAGAGCCGUGGCGCCUCCAAGCUCAGCUCCGUCAGGACGCCCAACGCCGAAGACCACGAAUCGAGCAGCCUGCCCACCCCGCAAAUCACGGGCGAUGAGGAGGACAUCUCUCGCGCACGCGACGACGGUGCGGUGGUGGACGGGGGCGAUGACUUUGACGAGGACGAUCUCGAGGCCGACCUCGAGGCGGAGCUGGCGGCUGCGGGAGAAAACUAAUGAUGAAGUUCCUCCGGAGCCGAAAGUGUUUGUCGGGUCAAGUCAGGCCAAGAUACAUAUAACACGAACCAGGUCGAAAAGCGGGAGAGUCCUCGCAGGCGGUUCGCGGUAGUAGAAAAGUUGGUUGGCUAUGGUUUGUUCGGUUUUAUACCCAGCCUUUCCGUUGGCGAAGCAUGGCAUGGAGUUGAGAUGUGCACAUACUUUUGUAGGAUUGAUUCAUGCGCAGGACGGUCGGUUAUUUGGGAUGGCGAAAAGAGAACAAGAUGCCGGGUUGGGCGCACGGCCGAUCUGGGCACUAUGGUAUUUAUUUACUCGAGGCAGUUCAACAUGCGUUCUGUCCCAC